AUGACUCUUGCAAAUGUUGAAACUAUAAUUGAAAUGUCAAUUAUUUCAGCAAGUCAAAAAGCUGGUUACGUUCGUUUCAAAGAACCACGACUGAGAGGUUAAAAUUUGUCCAGAGUUUACUGUAACUAAAGUUUCUGUAGCUAUGACUUUUAAUGUAUGUGACGCAGAAUUUGUUGUUUCUAGUAGGAAAAUGUUUAGGCCAAUGAAUUCGAGAAGGAGUUCAAAUAAGUCAUGUAGUUCUCGAUGGGAUCUAUUUUGGGGAAAAGGUUCAUGAAUAAUAUAUUUGAAAAGGUUCAGGGCUUCAGGGUAGAAUUUUCAAUUUUUGAAAAUUCGCUGUUCAAAUUUUUUUAUUUCUCUAAAUUUACCUAAGUAGAAUUUGAAGAUUCCCGAUAAUAUCUUUCUUAGAUUUAAGAAUUUAUACUUAAUAGGUAAUCAGAGUAUGCUUUGUAAUUAGGACCUGUUUUGUGGUCAAAAGUUUAAGAGACUGUAUCACAGCUGUUUUAGAAGAGAGUUUUGUAAAAUCAAUCUUAAUUUUGCAGAUUUUCUUAACUACCAUUGGUAUAUGCUGGUAUAAAAUGUAAAAGUUAACCUCGCACAUGGUUGAAUAUAAUGUAACGUAGGAUUUUAAAAACAAGCUGGGACAGUUUUAACUUAGCAUGCUUUAUACAAUGUCAGCGUAUUUCGUGUGAAGUGUUUUGAUGCUAUUUUUAUUUACAGUUGAAAGUAAUUGCUCAUUUACCUUAGUUUAAUUAACUCAUCAACUCCCAAGUUCUGAAGAAAAAUUCUCCCAAGAGAUAAGAAUGUUUCUUUGUUCCUUCACUCCGAGGAUUUAAUGUUACAUCACGUUUAUAUCAAAAAAUUAUCCUCCAGCUUAGAUUUUCUCUAAUUCUUACUGACACCAUAUUUUUCGGUGUAUUAAAUACUGUGAGGAGAAUUUAAAUUAUAAUCAGUCUUGGGAGUAAACGGGUUCAUUUUAGUGUCUCCGUUUAGCGCGUAUUUUCCUUAAUGCCUUUGACAAUUUAAUGCAGUUUCUAUUGUACCUUUUUAUUUACUUCUUUGAGUAAAAGAAAUAUACAGUGUAUAAAAUACAAAAACCGCGUUAAUAUUCAUUGUCUGUCUCCAUAUUCUAAGGAUUCACGUGAGAUGCAGAGAGAACAGAUCCUUUGGGGACUUCAAUGCUUGUUUUCACCCGCGCGCACCAAGUUGAUAAUGUGUGCAGCUGACAGUGACUAACAUUUCAUGUUUCAAGCCCCCACCCACUCAACAAUUGCGCGUCGUCUCUUCGAUUGUAUCUCUUCCAUUAUCUGUUGUUCUCCAUAUUGUCACAUGGUUUUGAACGCCGACGAACGUGUUCAUACUUUUGCGCCUUCUUUACCUUUUUCUUUACACAAAUUUUUACAUCUUUUCGCAUUUGCGCGUCCCUUUUUACUGCUUCCUUUUGUUCCUUCCCUUUUUUUCAUCGUAAUUUUUCUUUAUUCCCAUCUUUACGUGCACUUCUCUCAUCGCCCUCAACUUUAUUCUUCUGCGGGCUUCACUAGACGCGACUAUCUCCUUGUCUGUUUUAGUUUUCAUUCGUCUGAAUCCUCGUGCAACGUCAUGCUUCUUACAACUCAUAUACCUCCUUACUCCCCCACAGUAGUUUUUAUCAUGUUUAUUUUAUCCACUUUAGGAUGGUGUCCUCUUAAUGUCAUCCCUAGUAAAAAUCUCAGUUUUCCUUUCGACUGAUUCCCAGUCCACAGGGUCUCUCACUUUUAACUCUCACGUGCCAGUGCUUGCUCUCCUCAGUCCUCUCAUCAUAGUAGCAGUUAUAAAGCGGAAGAGCUCCCUCUAAGUUUCGGCGACAUAAUCAGUGUAUUUUGUUGGAAACGAGCCCUUCGAUGUCCAAAUUAAGGCUUCUUCUAUCAUCUGAUUGGGAAUGGGUCAAACUCUCGCCUACGGUUCACCUACAUUGCGAAUUCAAGAUGGCGGCAGGCCAAUCCAAAGACUCCACAGAGUCGCUAGCCGCCAUCUCGGAUUUAGGCUUAGAGGAGAUCCUGGAAAAGAGUUUUGAUAAAACAAUAAUUUAGAAAAGAUAAGUUACUAUUAAUAGUGCUUAGAGAGAUAGUCGAUAACAACUUUAAAGAUGCAUUAUGAGCAAGCACGUUCCGUCGAUCAUUCGACUCCAUGUCUCCAAACAUCGUAGAAUAAAUUCCCCGAAUACACACACCUAUAUGCCCCUCUCCCCCCUCCCUUCAUUAACACUAGACAUCCCUCUACUGCAACUUUUAUCAUUAUACAGCACAGUACAACAUUAUACCCCUGACUAGCACUAUAAAUCUGUUCGCGGACAUUGCCUGUUCUAAGAUGCGAAAACUGAGACCUUCGAGGGACAGACAAUGUCCAAGAACAAAUAUCCGUACGUAUCUUUGCGCAAAAUAGAGGCUAUUGUGUUUUUUAUCCUUCAAAUAUUUUGCAACGUACUUGGAAAAUGUUUAUGAAUAGCUUACUGAAUUGAAUGACUAAAGGGGGUAAUAAAGAGCGUUAGCUCUUCGUCAGAGCGAUCGCAGAGUGCCAACGCUCGAAACGUGAGCUUUCAAUUUACGUAAUCAACCCCCAUCUUGCCAGUUACACAAAGAAAUCAAGAGACUGAGCAAUACUCACAACAAGACACGCACACACACACACACACACACGCACACACACAUAUAUGGGUAUCUGGGGCUUCACUUCCACUUCGUGUUUGCUUAGUUUGAAUACGCACCAUGUCUUAAUUUGCAGAGGAUUACUCUCAAUUUGCCAUGAUCAUUACAUACAUCGGCACUAAUAUUCAGACCUUCAAAAACUGGCAGACGCUAUUUGAGGAAGGUAGAGGAAACUCAGAAAAAUAAAACGGUGACAACAAACAAAGACCAAAUUCUUAAUGAAGGAUUUUUAUAAUAACAGUGAUAGUAAUAGUAAUGAUAAUACUACUGGUGAAAGUAAUGACAAUACUGAUACUAAUGUUAACAAUAAUGACAAUGUUAAUGAGGAUUAUAAUAAAAUCACAAUGGUAAAACUAACUAUGAUAAUGAUAAUAAUAGCAAAACUAAUACUGAUAAUAUUGAUAAUAAUAAUACUAAUCAUACUACUAUCAAUAAUAAUAAUAAAAUGAUUAUCGAUCACAACAGUAAUAAAACGAUGGCAUUAACGUAAAUAUUAUGUGCAAAUUAGGGACUACCAAGCUUAAAAUUGGCAAACUUUCACACUCCAUAUCUGAGCAGGAUUCUUCUUGCAUUGCUAAUCACUAAAGUGUGUAGAAAGCUAGGAAAAUGGCCUAUUUAAUUCUCGAGGUCUCUAAAGCUCAUUUUGUCAGACACACAUAUAAGAUGGCCAAAUUGAAACAGAUCUAACUUGGAAUUUGGUUCCUUUUUUUCGUACUUUCGAGACAUAUUUUGAAAUCGUCUUUUAAAAGAAGCUUCAGCUGAACUUAGUCAUUUCCUAUUACUUUCUCUCAGGAAGUGGUGCUGUCCCAGGUGAAUGCAAAUCGUACAAUGUUUUAAAUGAGCCGGGCAGAUAUUGGAGCAGUACUGGACAUCCUCUUUCAUGCGAUAAGAACCUUACCAGUGGCGGCUGGUACCGCUUCCAGGGUCCUGCUGGAAAAAUGAUGGCUACUCAUUGUAUUCCAAGACAAAGUUGCAACAGCCGCAUGGUCGGCUGGAUCGGUGGUGGCGAUCACCCCACUAUAGCUUACCAGAAGGUCACGAGAACAGUAUAUAUGCAUCACAAGUCAAGUUGUCAUUACUUGUCUUACCCUGGGACGGAUAUACGUAACUGUAGUGGAUUCUACGUUUACAAACUGAAAUCAACCACCACAUGUUUCCAACGGUAUUGUGGUGUUAAUGGUAAGUGUCACAUCAAGAACAUAAUUUUUUUUAGCUGUGUUGCAUAUAGUAUUUUUUUUUAUGCAGAUUUGUUUAUUUUUAAUUUAAUUAAUUUAUUUAAUGAUUAUUUAAACACGGUAAAAAAAACCACCAGGUAAAAAAAAUUCCAAUUCAAUGACUAAUAUCCUAAGAACCUAAAAAUCCUAAUCCUAACAUUGUUUUAACUUACAACAAUGUGCCAUUUAAAAUCUUGAUUUCCAGGGAUGCCGUGUUUAAUAAUUAUGAUUGAGAAGGUGUUUAAAUUUGUUCUAUGAACCAGACUCUCUUAUGUUACAGGCCCUAAGUUAUUCCAAAGGGUUGCGCCGCUAUAAAUAAAGCUAUUUUUCAUGUAGUUAGUUCUUGGAAAGAGGCAAACAAGUUUGUUUACCAAGUCCUUCAGAGGAUUGUCUGAUUCAUUUCACUUUAUAAAUUUAGAUGUGAGAUAUUCGGGAACCAGACCUUAAAAAGACUUGAAAACCAUCAAGGCGUUCUGAAUUUAAGGUUGAGAUUUCAAGUAUUUCCAACUGAGUUUGUGAAACAAGAAAUCGGCAUAUACGUCAUAGUUUGAUGAUGUUAUUAGACGCGCAGCACAGUUUUUGUAGUUUUUGUAGCUUGUUAGAUAAUUUUUGCCACAAUUACCCCAGAUUAGGCCGCAGUAAUCAAAGUGAGACUAAACUAGUGAGUUGUUUACAUUAAGUCGAGUGGAUUCGCUUUAUGGCUUUAUGGUCAUUUUACGCAGUUUAUCAACGUAGGAAUGCCAAGCUUAAUUUCACCGAUAUAUAUUCCAAGGGAUUUCACAGAGGAAACUUUUUCAAUCGGAACAUUAUCUAUGGAAAGUUCGAGUGGAUCAGAUAGAGUACUAAAUCUUUGACUGGAUACUGUUUUCUCAUGGCUGGAGGUUGCCUGCUGGGUAGACUGGUAUUCUCUCCGCCACCCCGUUUUUAUUGGUGUUCAUACACUUUGGAAAGCGUGGGGGUGGGGUAAGGGGGGUGUAGGGGAAUGUAAAGGACAGCUCGAGAAAGAAAAAUGGUUAGAUAUUACACGUUGUACCAUUUAUUGCAAAAAUAGGCUUGAAUGUCCACAUUUCCGGCAGAAUAGAUGUCUGGUAAUACUGCUUUGAUCCAAAUUUCUUACAUUAAUUGUAAAAUUGGGAAGUAAAACAAAAUCAAGUUGAAAAGGUUACAUUUACAGUAGAGAUACGGGCGGCUCUAAGUUUCAGUGAUAUGGUUUGGUCUUUCUUUUUAAAAACAGUGUUUCUCUUUAUGCGGUUUUUAAUUGUUCUUAAGCAAGUCGAUGAAUAAAGAACACCCAGGCAAAUAAAAGUGCAAAACAAUCAUAGCGUCCCAAGCUGUUUUAUGGAAUUUUUCCUAUAAUAUUUAGGUAAUUCUAUCAAUAUCUAACGAAACUGUGGACAUACCAUGUUUUGGUAAGAUUCAAAAGUACCUUUAUCAGAGCUGAUUCAGUAUGAAAAUUGAAGCACUUAUGAUGCUUGUGGGUACACGUGGGCGCUUUAGUAUUUGGUUUACUCAUGAUUAGUUGGGCAUUAAGCCAUUCAGUAAUUUCUUUGUUAGAAUGAUUUCGUCUUCAACAGAUGAGAACGAUGCAUGUUCUACCAAUCCUGGCUCAACUGCAUGUAUCUGUCCAUCUGGUUAUUCGGGCACUCCUUGUCGAGGUAUGUGGGCUAUAAAAUUGAUUGAUGGUAGUCACUUCCCUCUAGGAAGCUUGGUUUAGAGCUUUAUCGCUUAGAAAAAAAUCGAAAAAUAGUAUUUUUCCCUCCCAUUUGAUAGUUUGUUUUUUGUUUUCGUACUUAGUGCAAAUUUGAGUAAAGCUUCACAUUUUAGAUUUUAAGUGAAUCCUAAUGAAACGAGAAAAUUGAAAUACUUCGGAAGGAAAGCCAUUGGUCGUUAAUGACACUAAAGGACUAAAGGGGAUGGCCUUUACGAUUGAUUUCUGCCCAGAAUAAGGUUUUGUCCGAUAUCGAUUAUAUCGCGAUUUUUUCCCAUCUUCCGAUUAAAUAAGUUAAAAAGAUAAUUUCAUGGAAUUCCCACAGUUAGGAAUUGACAUAAUUUCCUCAGUAGUUCUUUUAACCAUCUGCUUUGUCCUUGUCUUAGAAAGGACAAAUUGUUUAUUGGUUUGUUGUCUUUUCCUUGUCAUUAGAUAACGAUGAAUGUACCACAGGAAGCCAUAAUUGUCACUCACAAGCCACAUGUACCAAUACUCCUGGAGCCUUUACAUGCUCUUGUAAAGUUGGUUUUACUGGCAACGGUGUAUCUUGUAGCGGUAAGUUAGUUUUGACAUCUCUUAAAUCUCUCCAGGUUCCCUAAAGCGUCACGCUGAAAAUGGUGAUGAGGUCUCCUUAUAUGCAAGUUUAACAGCAUACCAUAUUUGGACAAGAAAAACAACAGUAGGUAAAAAUGAAAAGCUUGAAAAAGGUGGUGGGAAUUACUGGUGUUACAGCCGCAACAUUAUUUCGAGAAAUCCAAGGAUCUCGGUAUGUUAAGCAGACUAAAUAAACCUCUCAAGAUGCUAAAAAAAAAGUGGGGGUGGGAAGGGGGAGACUAGGAGAACAAUGACAAGAGGAAGGAAUUGAUUAUAUAUAACUGGCCUCUGUUGUGGAGUUAUCUUUCAAAGGUAAGUGGUAUGACCAAAGGUAAAAAUCAACUUGUCUCAUACGGAAGACGGAGUGAUUGUUCGAAAAUUAUUAAUAAUGUUCACCUAAAACGAACGGAAGGAACUUGAAAAUCCCACUUAUGGCAGAACUCCGCUACAAUUCCUUAAUUGCUAGAUUGCUUUUAACCCUUUCACUGCCAUGGGCGACUUUAGUCGCCUUACCUAUAGACCGCCAUGGGCGACUUUAGUCGCCCAAACAAUAGCAUUAAAAUGAACGAAUCAUAGUCCCUGUUCUAACUAACCAAUGAAAUAGCUUCUUAGAUCAGGUUAAUCAAAACACGUGCUGGUUUCAUUUUCGACUCGAAACGAAGCAAAUGUAGCUCAUAUUUGACUCGAGAAAUCCAUAUUUUUUAUUUGUUUACAACUUUGGGCAUUUAAAUAUGGCGUCUAAUCGAAGGUUUACUGUUGAAGAGGCUUUGGAUACUAUUUUUGGCGACAGUGACUCUGAAAUGGAAGAAGAAGCAAGUGGUUCAGAAAGCGAAAGCGCCAGUGACACUGAAAUCAACAUGGAAUCGGCUUCCGAAGGUGAAAUGGAGAAUAGCAUUGAUGAUUUCGACACAGACAUGUCAGCCGACGAGGAAAAUUUGCAGCGAGCACGAGGAGCUAGACGUGGUAUCGCUCGUGAGCGAGAAAUAGAGUGGGAAUUUUACGAGGAUAUUGAUCCGUUGGAGUCCACAUGGCUUCAAUAUUUUGACAAACGGCCGGGAAUACUUGUUGAUGCAUCUAAUUAUGUCCCAGUCGACUUUUUUUAUCUCUUCUUCCCAAAUGAAGCUUUUGAACUGAUUUCAAGGGAGACAAACAGGUAUGCACAACAGUAUUUAGAUACGCCUGCUGAUUUUGAGCCUUGUUCUCGUUUUCGAGCUUGGAAAGACACAUCUCCUAAUGAAAUAAAAGCCUUUUUCGCUUUGCAAAUUGCAAUGGGGCUUUGCCAGAAACCAGCCCAUGCUGAUUAUUGGAGUGGAUUUUGGUUGACAGCCCUGCCAUUUUCAUCUGUGAUGUCACGCAACAGGUUUGAACUGUUACAAGCAUUUCUGCAUUUUAACAAUAUUGAAAACCAAAUUGCCAGGGGUGAAGAAGGUUACAAUCCUUUAUUCAAGAUUCAACCUUUGUUGGACAUAGUCAACCCAACUUAUGAAAAGUGGUAUCAGCCAGCACGUGACCUUUCCUUGGAUGAAAGUAUAGUCAAAUUCAAGGGAGACUAUUUUUUCGGCAGUACCUUCCAGCCAAGCCCACAAGGUGGGGGAUCAAGCAGUUUGUGCUUGCUGAGGCAAAAACUGGCUAUUGCCUGAGGUCCAUUGUCUACACUGGCAAAGCAUCAUUUCCUCGAUAUAAAGGGGUCAGCCUUUUCGGAACAGGUUGUUUUGUCAUUAGUGCAAGGAUACGAGGACAAGGGCCACAUUGUUUACAUGGACAAUUAUUAUUCUGCUCCAUCUCUAUUCAAGAAAUUGGAGCAAGAGCACAUUGGUGCCUGUGGAACUGUGAAAGUAAAUCGGAAACAAAUGCCAAAAGAGCUCUUGCCAUCAAGAUUGUCUCUAAAAAAGGGAGAACCGCCUGUUUUUAUGCGUUCAGAUAAUCUUGUUGCCUGUGCAUGGCAAGACACAAAACGUGUUACCUUUUUGAGUACUGUUGAGAAUAAUUUGACAGUAGACAAGGCUGUUAGAAGUAAGAAUGGGGAAGGGGGUUAUAGGGAAGUUGAAAAGCCAGUAAUCGCUGAUCGAUACAAUUCAAACAUGGGUGGGGUCGACACCCUUGACCAAAUGCUAGGCACAUACCAAUUUCCUCACAAGUGUGUCAAAUGGUAUCAUACCCUUUUCCAUAGGGCCAGGGAAAUUGCCCUCGUAAAUGGGUUUAUUCUUUACAAGAAGGCAAACUCCACUAAAAGAGUUAACCCUAAAAAGUUUAGAGAGCAAGUAAUAACUGGGCUUUUGAGGGACUGGAACCCACCUCAGCCUCAAAAUGGGAGGCCCUCAGAUACCCCAGACCCUCUAAGACUUACUGGACGCCAUUUCCUAGGAAAAAAUGAGAACCCCAAGCAAAAACUUGAUUGUCGGGUUUGCUCUGACAGGAAAAAUAAGAAAAGGGUGCAAACUUCUUUUUAUUGCAAGCAGUGUGAUAUAGCAUUAUCCAUUGUUCCUUGUUUUGAACGUUAUCACACUUUGCGUCAGUAUAACUUGUAAACAUUACACUAUGGUACUGCUCAGUAUCACUUGUACACAACACACUGUGUGAUAUGACACAUAAACCCUCAUGUUUGUUAUGAUGGAGAAUAUAUUAAGACAUAUUUGUUUCUUUGUCUUUAUAAAAUUCACUGUCAUUAUUUGUUAGUGGUGCAACAGCAAACUUGUUGCUAAAAAUCACUUUUUAGGAAGAAUAUUAGCCUUUAUGCUUGAAUAUAAGUUUGUAAAGUUAUGAUGAAGAGAUUGUUCAGCUGAGUUAAGUCCUUUCAGUGUUUUAGGUAAAAAAUACAAAGAGAAAUGAAAGGGAAAUUUAAUGUAAAAUAGUUAUUUUUAAGAAACCCAUAAUGCCUUGCAAUGAAAGUCAGGUCACAUGACCCGAUCACCCCCCUGACAACGUAGAAAAAAUAUUUGUUUAUUCCAGAUACUAUCCUGAAAAUUUCAUUUUAAUAUCUUAAAAACUGACUGAGAUAUAAGCCAUUAAAGAUUGAGAGUGAUUUUUUGAGGUUACUAGUAAAAAAAACCUGGCAGUCAGAAAAAAGUCUUUGUCAGAACUGUGUAGAGUUAGUGACUUAAGCUGUAAACUUUUCAGUGAAGAAAUCAUCAUCCUAUUGAACAGAUAUUAAUAAGAGUGAGGUAUUAGCGAUAUCAAUCUACGCCACCCUUAGCUUGUUAUCAUUCUUUUAGAUAUCGACGAAUGCACUGAUGGUGCCCAUGACUGUCACCAAGAUGCCGAUUGUGAAAACACAGAGGGUGAAUUUACUUGUAGUUGCAAACAAGGCUUCACAGGAGAUGGACGUCUAUGCACAGGUAAAACAUUCAUACCCUCUGUCCUCCAUCCCGCUAUUGGGCGCUUGUUUAUCUUUGUCGACUAA
Messenger RNA from Pocillopora meandrina, 9597 nucleotides. NCBI's taxonomy places the organism in Eukaryota, Metazoa, Cnidaria, Anthozoa, Scleractinia, Pocilloporidae. The record is from the annotation of a GenBank genome assembly.